Cylicocyclus nassatus is the source of this 732-nucleotide messenger RNA. Lineage: Eukaryota; Metazoa; Nematoda; Chromadorea; Rhabditida; Strongylidae. The record is from the annotation of a GenBank genome assembly.
AUGUUUGGAAAAAUGCAAGAAAUCCGAAGAGACGCUAGAUAUGCAGACGUGCGAGCCAGAAGAGUUUGGCGGGAUUUAUUGGAGGAGAUCCCUGAAAUGCCUUACGUUAAGUUAGGCGCGGAAGAGCUUCUCGACAUCGUAGACGAAUAUCAUGCUGAGGGCUAUGCAAGGCGUAGGAUCGCACGAAAGCGGUCGAAAAUGGCCUUAGGGAUAGUUGCUGACGGAGUUCAUAAGUUGCCACCUGAUGUUUUGGGGGACAAUACCCAAUUAUACACUCUAUACGCAUAUUCGCUUUCCGACAAGACCGUAAUCCGUCAGUGGCGCAUGUCUUGUUGCCAAAAGGUUCUUUUCUCCACUGCAACACUGGCAUGGGGUGUGAAUUUGCCCGCUCAUACGGUCAUAAUCAAAGGCACCCAGAUCUAUAAUCCAGAAAAGGAUGGAUGGACUGAGCCCGGUGCUCUUGACGUUAUGCAGAUGCUUGGUCGAGCUGGUCGUUUACAGUAUGAUUCAAAGGAUAAAGGAAUCUUGAUUACCAGUCAGUCCGAACUUCAGUUCUAUGUCUCGCUAAUAAACCAGCAGUUGUCUGUUGAAAGUGAAAUGGUAUCUCACCUUCCUGAUAUGCUCAAUGCCGAAGUUGCUUCUGGAACAAUGACGAGCCGAUCUAAUUCACACAGCAUGUUUGCAGUUGAGAGCAAUCUUGUAAAAUGCGACAAAAAGAGCGGAUUCGUUUAG